Messenger RNA from Mesoplodon densirostris (Blainville's beaked whale), 1751 nucleotides. It is a transcript of the gene SLBP, whose product is annotated as stem-loop histone mRNA binding protein. NCBI's taxonomy places the organism in Eukaryota, Metazoa, Chordata, Mammalia, Artiodactyla, Ziphiidae. Gene Ontology annotation, molecular function: histone pre-mRNA stem-loop binding; mRNA binding. The record is from RefSeq and is a predicted model, not a curated record. Gene Ontology annotation, biological process: mRNA 3'-end processing by stem-loop binding and cleavage; mRNA transport. The transcript is spliced from 8 exons. Bases 103 to 930 code for a protein of 275 amino acids. Gene Ontology annotation, cellular component: histone pre-mRNA 3'end processing complex; cytoplasm.
GGGGCGCGCGCAGUCUGCGUCGCGAAGAGGGGAAGUGGCCAUUGUCGCAGCCACCGCCACCGCCGGACCCCAGUCCCCCACGAUACCAACCGCCGCGUCGCCAUGGCCUGCCGGCUGCGAAGUCCCCACGGGUGCGGGAGCCGCCGCGACGGCGACGCCAGCCCGCCUCCCGCCUCAAGAUGGAGCCUCGGACGCAAGCGCACGGCCGACGGGAGGCGCCGGAAGCCGGAGGACGCCGAGGGCCCCUCGAGGCCGCCGGGCGACCGCAGACCCGACAGCUUUACCACUCCUGAAGGCCCUAAGCCCCGUUCUAGAUGUUCAGACUGGGCAAGUGCAGUCGAAGAAGAUGAAAUGAGGACUAGAGUUAACAAAGAAAUUGCAAGAUAUAAAAGGAAACUCCUCAUAAAUGACUUUGGAAGAGAGAGAAAAUCAUCAUCAGGAAGUUCGGAUUCGAAGGAGUCUAUGUCAGCAUUGCCAGCUGACUUAGAGACCGAUGAAAGUGUCCUGAUGAGGAGACAGAAGCAGAUCAACUAUGGGAAGAACACCAUCGCCUACGAUCGCUAUAUUAAAGAAGUCCCAAGGCACCUUCGACAGCCUGGCAUUCAUCCCAAAACCCCCAACAAAUUCAAGAAGUAUAGUCGACGCUCGUGGGACCAGCAGAUCAAACUCUGGAAGGUGGCUCUGCAUUUUUGGGAUCCUCCAGCAGAAGAAGGAUGUGAUUUGCAAGAAAUACGUCCUGUGGACCUCGGGGAGAUGGAGACGGAAUCUGUGGAGAGCAGCUCUGAGUCCCAGACGAGCUCUCAGGAUAACUUCGACAUGUACUGUGGCACCCCUACGAAAGUUAGACACGUGGACUGCCAGGCGGGGGAUGAGUUUGACUUGGAAGCCUGUUUAACUGAACCCUUGAAAGACUUCUCAGCCAUGAGCUAACCGGCGCCACCUGGAGGCCCCUGGGAGCAGCGCUGCCUCCACGGGCGGGGUGGCCACCGAGCAUGCGUCCUGCCUGCCUUUGUAACUGGGGGUUUCUGUUCAGUGUACAGUCUCUUGGUGAAUUGAUGUUCUUGCCUUAUUUUCUUAAGAAACGUUAAUUUUGUGUAUAGGUAAUGUAUUUUGCAUGUUUUAAAUUGUAAAUGGAACUAAAUCCGAGGAAAAUUGAACUCGAGGCAAUCUUGCAACAAUCUUAAUUGCUUAAUCUCCGCAUCCUUGAAGUUAACCUGACAAGUGUACCGUAACUGGUUUUCCACAGGUUUUUUAGGCAUUAAUUGCUACUUGUCAGAGGGCUGGUUUGGGUUUAAGCAUAUGUUCACGGGGCUUUCUUUAGUGGUAUCUGGCUGAGUUCUCAUAAUCAGAUACCUUUAAUAUCUUUAUGGAAAGGGUUAGGGUUUGGACCAUUUGUCAGUAUGUCAAGAUGGGUUUUUUUCCUCGUACAGAGCACUGAAUAGUCAGAUAUUAAAUUGAGUUGGUAGGUUAAUGGGGUUUAUGUAAGUUAUAUGGUCUUAAUUUGGUACUUGUAAAUAGCGCUAAGUAGCCCGUCUACCUAUACUACUCCAAGAGUUAAGACAGCAGAAGGAUUUAGAAAGAACAUCUUUUUUAUAGUCAAUUUUCCGUGUACAAUUGCUGUAAAUGAUAAUGUGUACAGAUUUUCUGUUCAAAUAUUCAAUUGUAAACUUCUUGUUAAGACUGUUAUGUUUCUAUGGCUUUUGUAUGGAAUGACAUUGCAAAAAUAAAAAGGACCUUCUUUAACUGACUUA